Anopheles nili is the source of this 592-nucleotide messenger RNA. Its product is annotated as iron-sulfur cluster assembly 2 homolog, mitochondrial. Gene Ontology annotation, biological process: iron-sulfur cluster assembly. Lineage: Eukaryota; Metazoa; Arthropoda; Insecta; Diptera; Culicidae. Gene Ontology annotation, cellular component: mitochondrion. The coding region runs from base 194 to 592 and encodes 132 amino acids. The record is from RefSeq and is a predicted model, not a curated record. The transcript has 3 exons. Gene Ontology annotation, molecular function: iron ion binding; 2 iron, 2 sulfur cluster binding; 4 iron, 4 sulfur cluster binding.
AUCACAUUGAAUAAUUAUUAAAACUGUGAUCAUUUCAAAUGUUUCAGAUAUAGUUUUCAUUUAGUGAUUGUACAGGAAAAAUAGCGGCGUAAUUGAUUGUGCCAUUAUGCAAUGUUGCAGAAAGAAUAAUAUUGAAGUUGAUCGCCAAUUAAGCAAAUAUUUGCAAGAAUACACCAAUUGAAUAUCAUUCAAAAUGAGUGCAAUCAUGCGCUUAGGGUUAUCCAUCCCAGCGAGACUAUAUCGCCGUAUGUCAUCUAGCAAUGUUACUUCAGUACAAUUGAGUGAUAAUUGCAUCACACGUUUGAAGGAAGUCUGUAAAAAUAAUUCCUUCCUCAGGAUUUCUGUGGAAGGCGGCGGAUGUUCCGGAUUUCAAUACAAAUUUUCCGUAGAGCAACAGCAAAGCGAGGACGAUAUUAUCGUAGGUCAUGAUGGUGUAAAAGUGGCAAUCGAUAGCGCUUCGAUCGAGUAUCUCAGCGGUGCCACUAUAGAUUACCACACAGAAUUGAUACGCUCCGGGUUUCGUGUGAUCAAUAAUCCCAAGGCAGAUCAAGGUUGCUCUUGUGGUGCCUCCUUUACGGUAAAGCUAGAUUGA